AUGAACAACAUAUACGAUUUUACAAGCAAUUCACACCCUCUCACUCAAGGAAAAAAUCUGAGGACUAGUUUGAAAGGGACUUCAAUAGAAAUUAAUAUUCGUUUCUCCACCUGCCGAACUCUUAAAAAUUUUGACCUUGGAACUGCCUGCUCACUGACGUUGAUUUCAAGAGACUAUCGGAUACAAGACUUUGCCAAUCAGCUUCUGUAG
Molecule: messenger RNA, 210 nt
Organism: Schistosoma turkestanicum
Lineage: Eukaryota; Metazoa; Platyhelminthes; Trematoda; Strigeidida; Schistosomatidae
Source: the annotation of a GenBank genome assembly